Benincasa hispida (wax gourd) is the source of this 702-nucleotide messenger RNA. RefSeq lists its product as uncharacterized. Gene Ontology annotation, molecular function: acid phosphatase activity; metal ion binding. The record is from RefSeq and is a predicted model, not a curated record. NCBI's taxonomy places the organism in Eukaryota, Viridiplantae, Streptophyta, Magnoliopsida, Cucurbitales, Cucurbitaceae.
AUGGAUAAAAGGACGUUCAUGAUUUUAUGCAACAUGAUUAGAACAACGGGAUGUUUGGAGCCAGGUAGAUAUGUUGGUAUUGAAGAGAUGGUGGCAAUGUUCCUACAUAUUCUUGCGCAUAAUGUGAAGAAUAGAGUAGUACGAACACAUUUUUCGAGAUUUAACGAGACGGUUUCAAGAUAUUUCAAUGUAGUGCUUAGAGUAGUAAUACAGCUACACACAGUGUUGUUGAAAACACUUGAACCAGUUACAAGAUACUACUAUCUAUGCAAUGCUGGCUACCCUAAUGCUAAAGGAUUUUUGGCUCCAUAUAGAAGGGAGCGCUACCAUCUCUCAAACUGGCGUGGAGCAGGCAACACACCGACAACAUCGGGAAAAUUUUUCAACAUGAAGCAUUCGUCAGCAAGAAAUAUUAUCGAGCGAGCAUUCGGACUUCUUAAGGGUCGAUGGGCAAUUCUUAGGGGCAAAUCCAUCUACCUGAUACAAGUCAAAUGUCGAACGAUAACUGCAUGUUGCCUGAUUCACAACUUAAUCACAAAGGAGAUGGGGAUUGGUGCUUCACUUGAUGAUUCGUUGUACGAUAAUCCUGCGUCUACUGUUACGGAGGGAGAGAAUAUUGAAUUUAUUGAGACUUCAGACAAAUGGACCAAAUUUAGAGAUGAUUUGGUUGCCGAAAAUUUUUCUCAAUGGCAAAAAUCAUGA